Messenger RNA from Frankliniella occidentalis (western flower thrips), 2243 nucleotides. Its product is annotated as trichohyalin. NCBI's taxonomy places the organism in Eukaryota, Metazoa, Arthropoda, Insecta, Thysanoptera, Thripidae. The record is from RefSeq and is a predicted model, not a curated record. Bases 142 to 2139 code for a protein of 665 amino acids. The transcript is spliced from 8 exons.
GCAAGCUCUCCCGACUCCCCCAAGAACAAGGCGGACUCACUCAGGACACCAUCACCCGACUCGCGCCGGAGGUCGGCCUCACCGGAAGUGAAGAGGGAUGUCCUCCGUUCGCUUGAGAACAGAAAGGAUCUGUCGCAGCCGAUGUCCGAGGUGAAAAGACCUGUCGUCCGGGUACCAUCGACCGACGUCAACAAGGCCAGUAAGGUCAUCACAUUCAGCUCCCCGUGUUCGACGCCUCCAGCGUCGGCAUCCCCAUCCCGAAAGGAGAUCCUGGACAGGGAAAACACGGCGAGGGUCGAUUCUCAAUCUGGGUUCGAUUCCAGGCAGGGUUCCAGGCUUGAAUCCCGCCAGGAGUCGAAGCCUGGCUCCAGGCUGGACCUGCGGUUGGGGGGACUGGCCAUCAGCCCAAACCUCAGUGCGUCGACCAGCCCAGCCAGGAGCGCUCGCAGCCUGAGCCUGCGGAGCACCCCUGCGUCCGAGGUGGACAGGCCUCGCACCGUGCUCGUGGACUGUUGGGGCCAGGCCAAGUCCGUGCCAGCGCACCGUCCACCGGUGCCUCCGGGUCCGCCCCGCCGGCGCCAGCCGCGGCCGCCGUCCUCUGGCACGCCCUCCUCGCUGUCCGAGUCGCGGUGCUCGUCGCGGAGGUCACGGCGGCGCGCCGCCCGGCCCGGUCUCUCGCGCUUGAGCAGCAAGCGCGCCCUGCUGCUCAGGGGCCUGCGGGGCUCGACGACGGCAUCCUGCCCGUCGCCGCGCAAGGCGACGUCGUCCGCGGCCGUGUCCGUCGUGGUCCAGGACUGCGACAGCGGCCGGGGCAGCAGCACGUUCCACAGCUGCGAGAACGCGCUGCAGAGCCUGCGGGCCUCCGCGACGGCCAGUCGCCUGGGCACCGCCUCGCCGAGCGACCUGGGGUCCUGGCUGCCCGGGAGCGUGUUGGGGCUCGGCCUGGGCGACGAGGUGCCCGAGCACGACCGCCGCAUCUUGGAGAGCAUGGCGAUGAAGAAGCAGCAAGAGCGGCGCGACGAGGAGGUGGCGCACCGGGCGCACCAGCUGUGGGAGCGCGAGCGGCGCCAGCGGCGGCAGGAGGAGGCGGAGAGGGCGGCAAAGUGGCAGGCCAGCGUGAACGCGCGGCGCCAGUGGGAGGCCAAGGAGAACGCCCGCAGGAUGGAGGCGGUGAAGCGCAGCCUGCGGCUGGCGCAGCAGAGGCUGCGGGAGAGCAUCCGCCUCAAGGAGGAGCGCGUGCAGCUGCGGGUGCUGGAGGAGGACGUGCAGCGCAUGGUGCUGCAGGGCGAGCGGAGCAAGGAGUACGCGUCGCGCCGCCUCGAGGUGGAGGAGAAGCUGCUGCACAUCCAGGAGGGCGAGACGAGAUACCGCAGCAUCCUGGACGAAGAGCUGCGCUCCCGCCAGGCGGAGGCGGACCGCCGACGGCAGCGCGCCACGGAACAGGAGCGUCUGAGGGCGGCGAGCGCAAACCGCGAAUGGGAGCGCUGCCGCCUGGAGCGCGCGUCCGUGCUCGCGGUGCAGGCCGAGGAGAGCACGCGCGUGCUGAGGGCGUCGGCCAGGGAGCGGCACCAGCGCGCCGCCGCCAACAAGGGCAGGAUCCGGCGGCGGCGACAGCAGCGAGCGCUGCAAGCCAGCCUGGAGCGGGACGCCAAGCACUCGGACGCGCUGGCGAUGCACGCCGACCUGGAGCACGGGCUGCAGCUGUGGCGCGAGCGCUGCGCCGCUCUCCAGGAAGGGGCCGCGCUGCGCGCCCAGGAGCGCGCCCGCGAGCACCGCGAGCACGUGCGCGCGCGCCUGCACCGCAGCAACCAGAAGCGGCGGCGCCACCACCGCGCGCUGCACGCCCGCGUCCUGGCCGAGGAGGAGAGCCGGCGGCGGGCGCAGCGGCUCGAGAUACGCGACAAGGACCAGCGCAUCCGGCAGCUCGGCCGCCUCAAGGAGCUCGCCGUCCAGGAGUCCCGCGAGCAGGCCUUCGCCACGGCCAGCCUGCGCGAGGAGCUGCGGAGGGCUUUGUCGCCAGAGACCUUUGACCGCAAGGCCGCCAGAGUGCAGCUGGAGAUGCGCGUGUCGACGGGACGCGUCUGCCCGUCCAGUCUCAGCCCCAUCCCCACCAACCGGUCUCACAUCCACCUGGGCUGAGGAGGGAGGACGUCCAACGAAUCAAUUCUAACAUCGACUAAAACUGGAUACUUUUAUGUUGUGUUUGUUUUCAGCAAAUGCAAAUACAUUUUCUAAAAAAAACA